Messenger RNA from Zophobas morio, 4265 nucleotides. RefSeq names its product transducin beta-like protein 3. The transcript is spliced from 7 exons. Bases 2140 to 3288 code for a protein of 382 amino acids. Gene Ontology annotation, molecular function: U3 snoRNA binding; protein binding. Gene Ontology annotation, biological process: endonucleolytic cleavage to generate mature 5'-end of SSU-rRNA from (SSU-rRNA, 5.8S rRNA, LSU-rRNA); endonucleolytic cleavage in 5'-ETS of tricistronic rRNA transcript (SSU-rRNA, 5.8S rRNA, LSU-rRNA). The record is from RefSeq and is a predicted model, not a curated record. Gene Ontology annotation, cellular component: nucleolus; 90S preribosome. Lineage: Eukaryota; Metazoa; Arthropoda; Insecta; Coleoptera; Tenebrionidae.
AAAUUUCGCUUUGAAAAAAUACAAAUAAUAAAAUUAAAACUGAAAAGUGAAAACUCCAAGAGUUGCAUGUUGUAAAAUUGAAGAAACAAAAAAAAUUGAAAAAUUGCAAAUCGAAAAGUUCGAAAAACAAAAAUUGAAAAAAACAUAAAAUUAAAAAAUCAAAUAAAUUUAAAAAAACGGAAGGAAAAAGUGCAAGCUUGAAAAAUUUUAAAUCGAACAGUUGAUAAAAUAAGGAAAAUAAACGAGUGUAAGUACGGCCACAGGUUAAAGAAAUCGUAAAUAAAAACUUGGGGUUGGCGGCACUGCGGGAACUGCCUGAUUGUGAGAGGGGGGCUGUUAGUUGUCAUAACACGUACGAAACGUGCCAUUUUUAAACAAACGAAAUUUUUGUUACAUUGUUUUUAUUGUUUGGUUUUUGUAGGGGUAAAUGUCUGACGACGACAACGUUCAAUAUAUUAAGAAACCGAGGAAGGAGCUGGAGGAGGCGGCGACCAACGACGAAAGCAAUAAAAAGGGGGAGAACUCGGCAGCGAAUCCACCCCAAGUACACAUUUCUACAGAGACAAAAGCACUUAUAGAUUCACUGCGGGAGGUGCAGCAGCGUCGCGAAGAAAAGCAAAUCAUGAGAGUGUCGAACGUGAAAACUGUGGCCUUUGGUCGGGAAUUCUACGGGACGAUUGAAAUUUCGUCAGAUGCAAUUCUGAUUAUACCGGACGAUCUAAAUAUGAUAAAUUUAUACUUAAUGCCCUGUAAUAUAAAGGAAUUUUAUGAGGAGGGACUGCGGGGCAUUAUGUUAAACCUGUACUGCGACCCACAAAAAGUCAUGAUCUUUUUCCGAAAGGAGAGGCAAGUGGCUCAGGCGAUGAAACGCUUAGAACAAUUGAAAGGUUCCGAGUCCAUAUCAGAAUCUUCCAGCUCUGGAGAGACGUCGGUGUGUGCACUGACACCCAAUUAAAUAAAUAAAUCUUUUACAAUUUUUUUUUUUUUUUCAAUAUGGGUACCAGAAUAAACAAGAAUAUCAGGGGAAAAUGUCUGACGACGACAACGUUCAAUAUAUUAAGAAACCGAGGAAGGAGCUGGAGGAGGCGGCGACCAACGACGAAAGCAAUAAAAAUGGGAAGAACUCGGCGGCGAAUCCACCCCAAGCACACAUUUCUACAGAGACAAAAGCACUAAUAGAUUCACUGCGGGAGGUGUAGCAGCGUCGCAAAGACAAGCAAACGAUGAAAGUGUCGAACGUGAAAACUGUGGCCUUUGGUCGUGAAUACUACGGGACGAUUGAAAUUUCGUCAGAUGCAAUUCUGAUUAUACCGGACGAUCUAAAUAUGUUAAAUUUAUACUUAAUGCCCUGUAAUAUAAAGGAAUUUUAUGAGGAGGGACUGCGGGGCAUUAUGUUAAACCUGUACUGCGACCCACAAAAAGUCAUGAUAUAUUUCCGAACGGAGAGGCAAGUGGCUCAGGCGAUGAAACGAAUAAAACAAUUGAAUGGUUCCGAGUCCACAUCAGAAUCUUCCAGCUCUGGGGAGACGUCGGUGUCAAUAUCGGUACCAGAAUAAACAAGAAUAUCAGGAUUAAUUUUAAGUCAGUCAGACCAUAAAGUCGUAUAAUUUAAUCAAGCAGUGGCAAUAAAAUCUUGCGCGUUAGAAUAAACAAGUGCAUAACCAGAUAUCACUAGAUACAUAAAAAGUACACAAUGUAUUACCAAAUUAACUUAAUUAAACAACUUUAUCGUAUUGUUCGCUGUUAACAAUCGGCAAUCUCUGACCCAUAUCUGCUCUAAUAAUUGAUAAUUUUAUUAUACAUUUUUUUAAUUCACGUGUUAUUGGGAAACAAAGGAACAAACAUUGUCAACUGGGGUAUACUAACCUGAAACGAGAAAUUUUUUGAAAUACAGAUCUUGAUAUUUUAAUCUUUAGACACCAGAUAGUCCAAAUUUAGUCCACAAAAGUAAUUACUUAAUAUUAAUAUAAUUAAUAUGUGUCGUUCCACAGGGUGAAGUCUGACAGGAUGCAGAUUAACAUCAAAUAUCACAUCACUUAAGCAAAACAAUGCAACUUUUGUUCUCAACAAGUGGUAGUUGCAACACCGAUUAUAAUCACUUAGUAUUUUCGUGGAACCAAAUUAUCACAUCAAUAUGGAAUGUAUAAGAUUUUUAUAAAAUUUAGAAAAAAUUGCAAGCAUCCGAAAUGCGCCGACCACAACAUCAUCCUACAUAAUCUCAAGUCCUUCGUCUGUCUCAAACAAUUCGUCGGGUUUUCCGACGAGAUUCUCGACGUCGCCUUCGUCCGAAAAGACUCGAGUCAUCUGGCAGUCGCCACGAAUUCGCUCGACAUCAAACUCUACGACUCCACUAUGAACUGUCAAUUGCUGAAAGGGCACACCGACAUCGUGCUUUGUUUAUCCACCAGCAAAACCAACCCCGAUCUUAUGUUAUCGGGGAGCAAAGACAACAAAAUCCGCUUGUGGUUAUUCAAUGGGUCUUCCAUGUCGUGCGUCGGGGUAGGUCACAGUCACACCGCCUCCGUCGGUUCCGUCGCCUUUCACAACGCCACCUCGUGCUUCUUCAGCGCCAGCCAAGACACCUGUCUCAAACUCUGGGAAACCCCUACUAAUCCCGAAAGCGACACAAUCCUGACGUGCACUAGCACCGAAGUCGCCCACCACAAAGACAUUAAUUGUGUCUCGGUGUCCCCAAACGGGAAAAUCAUCGCCACCGCAUCGCAAGACAAAACCGCUAAACUCUGGACCGAAGCUCUAACCCUAGUGGGGACUCUCAGAGGCCACAAACGCGGCGUCUGGUCGGUGGCGUUCUCCCCGGUGGACCAAGUCGUGAUUACGUCGUCAGCCGACUGUACCGUGAAACUGUGGUCAGUCAGCGACCUCCACUGUCUCAAGACUCUGGAAGGCCACGAAUCCAGCGUCCUCCAAGUCGCGUUCAUCUCCAACGGGAUGCAAAUCGUGAGUGCGGGGGCCGACGGCCUUCUCAAACUCUUCAGCGUGAAGACCUCGGAGUGCGUAGGGACGUUUGAGACGCACGAAGGCCGCAUUUGGGCCAUGGCGGUGCACAAAGACGAAACCGAAAUCGUAACAGGAGGGUCGGAUUCGCUUCUGGUUAAGUGGAAAGACGUGACUGAAGAACGCAAACUCCAAAGAUUGAAAGAACAAGAAGAAGAGACGCUCCAGCAGCAGAAACUAGCCAAUUAUCUCCAGAACGACGAGCUCGUGAAGGCGUUGAAGUUGGCUUUGAGGCUCGACAGACCCUUGCAGGUGUUACACUAUUUUAACUGACACUCAUACUCUGUUAAAACAAGUAGAUUAAAAAAGUGCUCUAAGUUUAUUUAGACAGAACUUCCUGAAGCACAGUACAAGAUAACCAACUUUUUCCAAAAAUUAUAAUAUUUGAAUUUGCGAAUUUAAUUUUUUAUGAUAACCACUAUAAAGAAACAUGCUAUGCAUAUGUUGCAGGUGAGUUUUUUUGUGAUGAUACUAAUACUAAUACCAACACUAUUGUAUUCUCAAAAUUUCAGGAAAAUAGAGUGAACCGUUUUUGAUUUGAUAAAUAAAAUAAACUGCCUUACGCAUAAAUUGUUUUUAGCCACCGUAUAUAAGUAAUUCUAAAUAAGGUGUUGAGACUCAGAACGCAAUCACAUCGAAAUAUCAAAGACAGCAGUGAAUUGUUAAUGGCUUUUGUGUUAUCAAGUAGCAAGAGGUUCGAGUGCCCAAUUUUACAUUAAUUCAAAUGCAUUACUCUAAAAAACACCAACUCAGAACAACAGGAAUUGGAAAAACUAGAUUUUACAAAACAAGCGUGUUAUACGUUUUUUUUUUUCAACUGAGUUUUUUUAUAACGCAGUUUUUUCCAAACCCGCACCUCUUAUUUGCGAAGCUGAAUGUAAAGAAGAGGAGGGAUUAAACAGUAAAAAUUGUAAUAAGAGUAAAAUAAAUCGAGGUGGAUUCAUAAAACACAGUAAAGGAGUACCUUAUUUUGAACAGACGUCAUCAAAUUUUUGACGGGAAUGAUUAGAAAAAUUUUGAUCUGCGUCAAAACUGUAGAUUAGUAAAAAAAACAUUUUUUGCAGAGAUAAAAGCACUAAUAGAUUCACUGCGGGAGGUGCAGCAGAGUCGCCAAGACCAGAAAACAAUGAGGUUCUCGAACAUCAAAACAAAGGCUUUUGGUCGUGAAUAUUACGGGACGAUUAUAAGUAAUUUCGUCAGAAGCAAUUCUAAUUAAACCCGACGAUCCAGAUAUAUUAAAUCUAUACUUA